Messenger RNA from Sycon ciliatum, 4164 nucleotides. RefSeq lists its product as uncharacterized. Gene Ontology annotation, molecular function: protein binding. NCBI's taxonomy places the organism in Eukaryota, Metazoa, Porifera, Calcarea, Leucosolenida, Sycettidae. The record is from RefSeq and is a predicted model, not a curated record.
CUCUUUGCUACACGGUUGGUAUGAGAGCAUUUUCGCACGAUGGAUGAAAACCCAUUUGAUUCUGAAGAGUUUGUCUGCGAUAUCCAGCUAUGGAUUCAACGUCUUGAUCCUGAUCAAUUCCGGAAGCUUGUCCAGCGCCGGGGUUUGAUCAAAGACCGCGACCUCAUUGAUGAUCUUAAACUUAUACAAGCACAACAGGGAGGUGCGGCCCACAAUGCAAAAGUCGUUUCAAUCCUUGAUCCUGGUGAAAUGGACACCUAUCAGGGUCUGUGUAAUGUCAUUCUGAAAAUGGGCUACACCGACCGCUAUCAUCAGAUGAUUCAACUCUUGCCACAAGACCGCGUUCAACAAGUGACCCCAGCAUUGUCCUCGAGUGUUGCUGCUAAGCAACCAGAGUCAGCCAACGCCAUAGCAGCCAGAGCAGACCCACCUGUAACCAUGCCAACUGAAAAAGGCAUGACAACAGCGGCUGCAUCAGCAGGAUAUGCAGCGUAUCACUCCAAUGCAGGGACAAAGAGUUCAUGGCCAGAUGGACAGCAAUUAGCACCACUGUGUCCACCGAUGAAAAGCAGAACUGCAGCAGCAAGACCAGGAGCAGAAGCGGGAGAAGCAGCAGCAACAGCAGCAGUAGCUGGAGCAGCAGCAGGGGCAAUGGCAGGAGUAGCAGAAACAGACGCAGUGGCUUCAUCAGCAACUGUAUUAACCCCUCAAGUGUCACUCCAGGCAAGGCUUCCAAUUGGAAUUUCAGAACGAGUGCGUGGAGAAACAGCAGAGUCAGAACUAGGAGCAACAGCCACAGUAUCAGCUGUACCAGCACUUCAUCAUUGCCAUUAUCCAGGUGCACAGCCACCUCUUGCUCUGCAGCUCGGUGCAGCCUUAGCUUGCUCCUCCCCUGGUAGAUUACCCUCAUCAAUGUCAGGUCCUUCUCCUACGGCAGAGACUACAAUUGGUCUUAGCCAGACCUGUUUGAGUGCAUCCACCCAAGCCACUACAACACAUCCCAUUGCCAGUUCAGCUAACACUAGCACUGGCAGGUGUGCUGCUGUUGGUAAUGCUGCUGAGAGAGGAACUGCAUUGCAGCAGAGUACACAGCCACCAGCGUCAGUCCACCUUGAAAACACGGCACAGCUGGCAGCAGCUGCAGUAGUAAGACAUGCUUCUUCACUGCCUCUCGAGCCGCAGGCCAAGAGGGCCCUACUAAGCAAUGUUGGUAGAGCAUUCACCGAAGAAAUGUCCAGGCAUAUUGACUAUGUGUCAGCUCCAAGUAUGGCUCGUACCAGUCCAGGUGCACAGCAACCUCUCGCUCUGCAGCUCGGUGCAGCCUUAGCUUGCUCCUCCCCUGGUAGAUUACCAUCAUCAAUGUCAGGUCCUUCUACUACGGCAGAGACUACAAUUGGUCUUAGCCAGACCUGUUUGAGUGCAUCCACCCAAGCCACUACAACACAUCCCAUUGCCAGUUCAGCUAACACUAGCACUGGCAGGUGUGCUGCUGUUGGUAAUGCUGCUGAGAGAGGAACUGCAUUGCAGCAGAGUACACAGCCACCAGCGUCAGUCCACCUUGAAAACACAGCACAGCUGGCAGCAGCUGCAGUAGUAAGACAUGCUUCUUCACUGCCUCUCGAGCCGCAGGCCAAGAGGGCCCUACUAAGCAAUGUUGGUAGAGCGUUCACCGAAGAAAUGUCCAGGCAUAUUGACUAUGUGUCAGCUCCAAGUAUGGCUCAUACCAGUCCAGGUGCACAGCAACCUCUCGCUCUGCAGCUCGGUGCAGCCUUAGCUUGCUCCUCCCCUGGUAGAUUACCAUCAUCAAUGUCAGGUCCUUCUACUACGGCAGAGACUACAAUUGGUCUUAGCCAGACCUGUUUGAGUGCCUCCACCCAAGCCACUACAACACAUCCCAUUGCCAGUUCAGCUAACACUAGCACUGGCAGGUGUGCUGCUGUUGGUAAUGCUGCUGAGAGAGGAACUGCAUUGCAGCAGAGUACACAGCCACAAGCGUCAGUCCACCUUGAAAACACGGCACAGCUGGCAGCAGCUGCAGUAGUAAGACAUGCUUCUUCACUGCCUCUCGAGCCGCAAGCCAAGAGGGCCCUACUAAGCAAUGUUGGUAGAGCAUUCACCGAAGAAAUGUCCAGGCAUAUUGACUAUGUGUCAGCUCCAAGUAUGGCUCGUACCAGUCCAGAUUCCCAGGCCUCUCUGCUGCAGAAGUCUCAGUUCCUCCUGGACAGCCCCGAAAUGUCUGAAGGUGACUCAGGGUUUUCCGGCUCUGCUGCUAGCUCAGACACCGAAGAAUGGACAGAAGAUGAUCUGCGCAAUGCUCGAGUCACGGUUUUUAUGGACAGCAAACUCAGGACAUCUGCUGACUGUGAUGGAAUUAUCUUGGACAGUUUAUCUAAGCAGCACUUCAAUGAGACUAAUAUCAGAAUCAAAUCUACGAGCAGAAGAAGUGAUCCUGCGCUCACACGUGUUGAAGGAAAAGGAGGAGAUAUUAGGACAUUGGUCAAAAUCAUCAUCAACGGACAACCUGACGACUACACUAAACAUAGGAUCCGAAGGGAAGUGAUUGAGGACCUGGAGGACCUUACCUUCUCCAAGAAUCAAAUUCAGGUCAUCUACAAAGGCGACUGGGAUUCCAUCCAGGUGGUACUGCUGCUACCAAUGAGGACACUGGGUCAUCUACUCUUCCUUGCAGUACACUAUCCUGGACUGCUGCGAGGCCUGGAUAUACUUCAAAUCAUUGACAUCUCCUCAUUGACCAUAAUUGACUUUCGAGAGAUAACAGGCAACUCUAGCAGCUCCAAUAUGGCCUUAGACGAGUUGCUAGAUGAUGAUGGAGAGCUGUCAGAGGACUAUGACGAUGACGAGGAUGAGGAUGUUGAUGUUGAGGAUCUACCUCAGGGCUAUGACAAGGAUAAGUAUGGAUAUGAGAGCGAGGUAAAUGAGAUGGAGUUUUCGAGGCGCGCUGACACAGCUGAUGCUGCUGAACGCCACAUUUCGCAGCAGGAAUAUGAUCAGCUGAAUGACCGUAGUAUGGAUUUCCAGUCGGUGCUGGCAGCCAUAAUGGGGUCACACAGGAAAGACCAGAAUUUCCUGACAGCAAUCAGCGCUUCCAUUGCUAACAAAAUGCUCAGCUCGAACACAGCCAGACUGGUGGCACUCACGCACAGACGGAAGAAGGAACUUGCAGCACCUCAAGACAGGCCGGUAUUUUUGACAUCGCCGGAGCGAAUUGAGAGGCUGACAACAGAGCUGAAGAAAACCACAUUAGAGCAGCAGCCUGUAGCAGAAAAGGAACAGAUCAGCCCGGUAGAGAAGCCCAUCAGCUCGGUAGAGAUGCCCAUCAGCCCCAGAAAGAGACACAGGCCCCCAACACAGAUACCCUGGAGGACUAGCCGAACACCAAACGAACAUUCCGAGCGUGGCGACACUCCGUUGCACGAUGCCGCCUGGAGAGGUAACCUCGAGGUGUGUCAAGCGCUGAUCGCUGGAGGGGCCGACUGUAAAAUCAAGAAUGAGCGUGGCGACACUCCGUUGCACGAUGCCGUCAGGAGAGAUAACCUCGAGGUGUGUCAAGCGCUGAUCGCUGGAGGGGCCGACUGUAACAUCAAGAAUGAGCAUGGCGACACUCCGUUGCAUGAUGCCGCCAGUAUAGGUAAACUCGAUGUGUGUCAAGCGCUGCUCGCUGCAGGGGCGGACUGCAACAUCAAGAAUGAGGAUGGCGACACUCCGUUGCACAAAGCCAUCUGGGGUGGAAUCGAGGUGUUUCAAGCACUGCUGGCUGCAGUAGCGGACUGUAACAUCAAGAAUACGCAUGGCGACACUCCGUUGCACCAUGCCACCAGUAUAGGUAAACUCGAUAUGUGUCAAGCGCUUCUCGCCGCAGGGGCGGACUGCAACAUCAAGAAUGAGCGUGGCAACACUCCGGUGCACUAUGCCGCCCAUAGAGGUAAACUCGAGGUGUGUCAAGCGUUGGUCGCUGCAGGGGCAGACUGUAACAUCAAGAAUACGUGUGGCGACACUCCGUUGCACCGUGCCGCCAGUUUAGGUAAACUCGAUGUGUGUCAAGCGCUGCUCGCUGCAGGGGCGGACUGCAACAUCAAGAAUGAGUGUAGAGAAUCGCCAUCAUGCCAGAAUCUUUCACCUCAGCAGGCCCCGACAGAACAAUAA